Messenger RNA from Suillus discolor, 531 nucleotides. RefSeq lists its product as uncharacterized. The annotation marks the transcript as partial. The transcript has a single exon. Lineage: Eukaryota; Fungi; Basidiomycota; Agaricomycetes; Boletales; Suillaceae. The record is from RefSeq and is a predicted model, not a curated record.
GACAUGCUGCCUGAAGGACCAGGCCCACUAGCUACUUCCAGUACACAUAACAAUACUGAACCUCCCUCUCAUGUUCUUCCAUCACGUGUCCGUCUCCUGGUGACUGAAACUUUCCACACCCUCGUGAAUUCCUUCAACCUCAUGCGUGAAUAUCGUGGACGCCCCUCACAUGUUCCUGAUGCGGAUGUUGAUUUCGAGCAGCUGUGUGGGAAUUCUGCCCAGAUACCCAGUAAUGAGGGACCCCAAUCUCUUGCCAAGAAUAUACAUCCAUACCACAAUAUGAGCUCGUUCCUGCUUAACCACUGGUUUUGGAACCGUGGAGCUAACAAAUCAAAGGCGGACCACAAAGAGUUGAUCAAGAAUGUCCUGUCACAUCCGGACUUCAGGACUGAAGACUUAUGUGGCAUUAACAUGGACAAACUAGAUGCACAAGUUGCAGACGAUGCUGACUCUCCAUGGGAAGGUAAUGGGUGGAUAAAUUCCAAUCUAACGAUCGAUAUCCCAUUGGGCGAGAAGACCACAAAGUCAAGC